This is a messenger RNA of Pneumocystis jirovecii RU7, 1398 nucleotides long. RefSeq lists its product as uncharacterized. The transcript has 3 exons. The record is from RefSeq and is a predicted model, not a curated record. Gene Ontology annotation, molecular function: protein binding. Gene Ontology annotation, cellular component: nucleus. Lineage: Eukaryota; Fungi; Ascomycota; Pneumocystomycetes; Pneumocystales; Pneumocystaceae. Gene Ontology annotation, biological process: positive regulation of cellular response to hypoxia; positive regulation of SREBP signaling pathway; translational termination. The coding region runs from base 1 to 1398 and encodes 465 amino acids.
AUGAAUAAUACUAAUUGCAGACCAUUGGGUAUUGCAGCAUCUCGUAAAAAAAGGAUAUGUAUAGCUCAAACGGAUGCUACAUUAACUUCUAUUUCAUCAGAGAAAGCUAUUUCACAAGUAACACCUACUAUUUUGCUUGGUGCAUCUCCAGAAGAUGAUGAUAUAACACAAGUUGAAGCUCUAUACAAAUCAGCUAGUGAACAAACAGACAUUUGUCUCUCAGCAGCAUUAUUACGAGGAACAUUACAUGAAUGUGAUCAAUUGAUACAAGAAAACAAAAACCAACAACUAAAUUCAAAUAAAAAUGAAAUUCAUCAUCAAGAAGGCAAUCCAAAGAACACUAUAACUGAGCGUUAUUUACGGGUUUAUAUAAUCUACGCAAUGGCAUUAUUAGAUUUGGCGCGAUUAACAAGUGAAGGAAUGGAUGUUCAAGUAAAUGGGGCAAUUGAAAGCGAUACAGAUACAAAAAAAAACAUAGAGGAUCUAAAGGAUGACGUUUUUACUGAUGGCAUCAAAUUGGCAGACAGUUUGUCCCAUGAUAAAAAGUUAAAUAGUCAAAAAUUAAUCAAUAAAGAUUUAGAAAUAGAAAAUAACAAUAUAUCAAAUGAUGUAAACAAAAAAAAAGAAAAUUCUAUUAAAACACGUAGUUCUUCUAUUUCAACAACUUUAAUGCUAAUUGACGCUGCUAUUGAUCGCUGUAAUGCCGGUCUUGCUCUAAAUUUAAAUGGAUCUAACUUGCCAAUAAAUCAUAAUGCAGACUUAUUAACUUUGCAGCACCUUCGUGGAAGAGCAAAACUUACUAAGCUUAUGCAUCAAGCAUAUCGGCCAUAUGAUUCUAUCAAAAAUAUCUUAAAAAAUGCGAUGGAUGACCUAGAUGUUUUGAAUUCUACAAAUAUGUAUUGCAACAUUACGUAUCUUCUCCACUGGAUAGCAACAGUUGGAGACGAUUGCCAAGAUAUUUUGGAAAAAAAAGCAAUUAAUGACUGGGUUGCAUCCAAAUGGCAUCUUUUAUUAAAAGAAAAUGAGUCAGAUGCAGAAGCAUUGGAAGGUUUAGGUUUUAUUGAGCUUUCAAUGUCCAAUGCUUAUCUUGAACCAAUGGAAGAGAUGGAUGAAAUAGAUGAAACUACUGAAGCAGCAAUACAGGCCGAAGCACAUAUGAAUAAUGCUAUUUCCUAUUUUAUGAAAGCAUACAACAUACAAGAAGAAAAAGGUGUUCCAACAAACUUGCUUAUAAUGAUAGUGGAAGCAAAAAUAUCACUAGCUAAUCUGAAAGAUGAAAAUGAACGAUCUGAAGGAUAUAAAGACGCAUUAAAGUAUUUGAAAAAAAUUGAUCCACGUCAAUCUCACCGACUACCGAAUCAUUUAUGGGAUAUUUUAAAUGAACUCGAUGCAUCAUAA